Gongylonema pulchrum is the source of this 729-nucleotide messenger RNA. The record is from the annotation of a GenBank genome assembly. Lineage: Eukaryota; Metazoa; Nematoda; Chromadorea; Rhabditida; Gongylonematidae.
AUGCUGUUUCUUUUUAGUGAUUAUUUGCAGGCGUGGUUGGAGCUCGCGCGCAACGUCUGUCUGCUGUACAACUCAUAUCGGUUCCGUUCGCCAGUGUGGUUGAGUCUGAUGAACGAGAAGGAAUAUGAGUGCACGGCGAAUAAUUUCUGUGCCAAUUUGGCAACACUGAUCUACGAGUACGACCUGAAGUCGACCCGAUACUUCGUAUCGACGCUGUUGUCGAGUGUUCUGAUGAACCAUCUGGCGUGGGUUGCGAGUGUGGCGCCCCCGGAACACUGCAAGGAUGCGCAUCGUUCGCUGCUAAUGGGAACGAGCGGAAGUUCGGAUUGUAUGCGAUAUCCAUACAAUACACAUCUCGCGCAGUACAUGGAAGUGAGCGGAAGUGUUGGUGGCGCGACGCGUUUAGCUCGAACCGUCAUUAUCGGAAAUGAUAUGAAGCUUGUCACACAUUUGCUCUAUGUGCUCACAUAUUUUGUUCGAUGUUCGGUAGUUCAGCCAAAUCCAAAUAAAGCGGACAAAUGGGAUUGCCAGCCAGAACUGAGGUCCUUUUCGCCAACCGAAUCUGGUGACGGUGAUAUUGCACAUUCGAGUACUAAAUACAUUCUGAAGGAAGAAGGUAUGCCAUUAAAUAUCAAAAAUGCUAGCCUGUUUUUGCAGGCUUCGCAAGUUAGAGAUUUUACUGGGGUGCUCCCAAACGCUAAGCACAGCUAUAUUGCCAAAUAUUUUUGA